CGCUUUGCCCCGGUCCCCUCAGCGCCGUGUGGAGGUGCUGGGGGCUCGGUUCGGCUCCUGCCGGUUCUUUGUCGUGCCCCGUGGCCGGGAGCGCCGCCCCGCGCCGCGUUUCCAGCCGCCGGCUGCGGUCGAGCCCCCAACGGCCGAGGCGGGCGUGACAGAAAAUGUCGGCUGUGGCGGCGGGCGGGGGGCUCGGGGGGCGCCUCCUCAGGAGGCCGCGGCUGUUCUGUGCCCACAGCAGGGCUCGGCCCCCCUCCCCACCCCCCGGAGGACGCUGUGCUGACAGCUGAGGAGCCAGGUCCAGAGCCCUUCGUUUUGGGAAGGCGGCCUUGUGCCUCCAGGGAGCCUGUGGUGGGCGGUUUGGUGUUAGCCCCGUCCUCGUAGCGAGCUCCUGCUCGCUGCCAGAACGCAGUGCUCCAGCCUCGGUGACUUCUCCCCCUCUACAUAAAUCAGAUCCCAGCGUAGGCUUACAAACACUGUGUGAGAGGGGCACAUAAAGCAGUUGCUGUGGCCUUUUGUGAGCUGUAAACUUGCCAGGGCACAAGAUGGGCUCAGAGGAGCUCUCAGUCCAUGCCAAUGCAAAUAACACUCUAAUCCUCUGGACAGUUAGUUCUGUGCUGAGGAACAUACAGUCACAAACCUCUUAACCUUUCUCGCCAAACAGUACUGAUUUAUUCCUGCUUUUGAUUCCCCAAGAAGCCAUGCAAUUUUGGCAUAAAAACUUAAAAAGCAAAGGUUUUCCGUGAGGGUUAAUUAUUCAACUUGCUAGCACAGCAGUAGUCCCUUGAUUCCUCUUGUGCAUCAAGGAAAACACAAGGAAGGAGUCUGCUUUAAAAAUCCUCUAAGAGGUCAAAAUCCAAGAGCGUGCCUGUUCUCAACUAUUUUUGUACAAAUCCAAUGGCAAAAAGCAAGCGUAAAUCAUUUAUCUAUUGUUGGAUCAGUGAGGAGGGGAACAUGAGGGGAAACGGGAAAGAGGAGUAAAGACCAGCUGAGAGCAGAGGUGUGGGUCUUGUCCUCCCUCCCAGUGCAGGCGGUGAGAACAGGCUUUCCUAAGAACACAAUGACAAGCCAGUGCAGCUAACAAUCCUGGGAAUUCUUUAUAAAUGAGGGGCUAAAAUGGCCUUGGCGAGUCCCCAGUUGUGCAUAUAUAUGGGGAGUGGGGAAGAAAGCUCUGAGCGCUGUGAGCUAAGGUGGGAAAGAGCGAGUCCAGGAAUGCAGAUCUUAAUGUUCACUGCUGACCGUGAAAACCCUGGGAGAGCUGAGAAUUCUGCCGACACUGAAUGCACACACUUUGUUCUUGCUCUGUUCUGUUGUUCCCUUGCUUUCUUUCCUGUGGUGUACUUAAGUUCAUCUUUCAUUUGAUUGAAGGGAAGCUGUUCUAAUGGCCUCAGAAGGGCAAAGUGAGGAUACAGAGCAUCCACCUGAGCCUCCUACAGCCCCUGUUCAGAGUAACAGAGCCUUGCAGUGGGGAGCUAUACUUGCUGCAGUGAAAGAUCAGCUCCCAUCUCUGGACUCUGACACUUCCACAUCUGAUUGUGAGAGUGAUGAGGAGCUUUUUAUCUUCCAUCGAGAGCAUCCCAACUUAAUUCCUGACCUGUCAGAAGAAUUGCUGGAGUUCUCCCUGGAAGACGCUGACACACAGGUUGUUGGCUGUUGUGAGCAGCAAGUGAAGGAAACAGGAAGAUAUCCAUGGGAGAUCUGGAAUGGAGAUCUGAAAAGUUUUGGCUUUCAGAAAAAAACAGAUGGUGCCCAAGUUAGUGCAAGAGAACAUGUACUGGUGAUUAAAGAUGAGACUUCCAGUCUUGCCAGCCAUGCUGAAGAAAUUCCAGGCCAAAAGGGAGCUGUUUUUUCUGAAGAACCUCUUGCAGAUUCCACAGAUGGACUUGAAGAGCAAGAGCUGGGCAGGCAACAGGCCAAGGAAAGAGUGAACUCUUGGCUUAAUACAGCAUCAUUAGUGGAAGAGCUGGGCAAUAAAAAAGAAAGGAGAAAGCUGAUAAAGACAAAGAUACUCUCAAAAAUAUAUCUAGAGCCAUCACCAGGCCAGCCAGAGCUAAAUGUCAAGCCUCCUUCCCAUGGCAUGAGCGACAGUCUAGAAAGAAGAGUUAAGGAAGAAACUUCCACAGCUGGCCACCUUCAAGAACAAACCCAUCUGUCCUCGCAGAACAUUGAGAAAUGGGAUCUAGACAAGAUUCUUGAGGAGCAGAAGCAGCAGCAAGAUAACACUCAUGCAGAAUUUGCCUUCUCUUCAACAGAUCAUGAGAUCUUCAGGUGUAGAUCUGAACAUCAGCUCAUGGAAAAACUAGCAGAGCUGUGUGGCAGGCAGUCCAGGACAAUGUCGCCAUGCCGCAGGAGGCCAUCAACCCAGAUCUCCUCUCAAGAAGAGCAAGAGAAUAAGAAGGAUGUUGCCUUCAUGUCAUCUUUACCAAGUUCUCCAAGGAUGGACACGAUGAGAUUACCCUGCCUGCCAGAGCCUCAAACUGUGUACAUUGAUUUAAGAGAUGCUAAACCACAGAAGUCAGUAACGUUCCAUGAUGAGAACCAAAGUGCAGGUGACAGCUCCACUGAAGAAGAAGAAGAAGAGACUGUGACAAUUAAGGACCAAACAGAAAGGAGGAUGAGGAAUUGCUCAGGGAAAAGCUUGCUACUGCAACAACUCCGUACAGCCCGUAAAGAAGCCUCAGAGCUUCUUCAUGAUGCACCUACCCCAGCUGAAAGACUCAGAGGCACAAAACAAGAUCCAGAAAGCCUGGAAGAGAUGGGUGCCUCUAAACUCAGUCAAAAACAAUAUUGUAAACUGAGAGAAGAGACAACAAAGGUGAUUUCCAGGAAACUGAGACUGCAACCAGAGAAAAUAAAUGUCCCCUUGUCAAGUCAGGGGAGCAAUGGAGCUGACAUAGAAAGAAAAAGCAAAGUAGAAGCUGAGAACGUUCAACAUUCAGGAAACGUUCCAGAGUCUCCUCUACCCGCAACAGAAUUGCCAAGGACAGAAGAAAGUAAGAUAGAACUAUCUCAAAAGGAAGAACAGAUGAAAGAGAAACACAGGAGACACAGAUUCCAGGAGCAGCUGGAGAGAUUGCAGCCUCAUCAGUCAGUUACUGGAAAGCAGCCCAUGGCAGAGAAAACACCGGUUUUGUUCCACAUGGAAGCCUCUUAUUUGCCAGAUAUUGACACAUUACCUAGAUCGGCCCCUAUGAAAAAUGAGGUGCUGCUUAUGACAAUUCGGCUGUCAAGUUGUGGCCAGAUAUCUACAGAUCAGUGCAGUGGGCAGGUGCCUAACGUAGAGCUGAGAGCAGCCGACAUCUACAAUGCCCUUGUGACGUGGCUUCUGUCUCUGGUGCCUCCUGUGAAAAUUAAAGGUGGACCCAAAGCUCCGUUUCAGGUGGUAGGGCUACAGCAGGCCUGGCAAGAGGAUGGAUUGGCCCUAUAUGCUUGUCUAAUGCCACCAGAUGAAUCUCCAGCCCAAAACAGCACCAAGAUCCAGAAGAUUAAAACUGAAGAAGAUCUCCAAGGAAUAUCCAUUUUUUACCAGAGGAUUACUGAAUUUCUAUCCUGUACGUGGCUUCCAGAUGUUAUUUGGUGGAGACCUGAACUGGUCAAUUGCUUCCAAAACCAACUAUAUCCACUUGCUCCUGAAAUUCCCUCUGUCCUGCUGAGUUGCAUCACUACUGUUAGUCCUGAUCCUCAGGCAGUGGAGAAAGCAUUUGCAGUGCCAAAUGGAUUUUACUGGCAGACAGUUGAAACUGAUGAAAAAUACUUCCCUAAUAGCAGCAACAUUGAGGCUUGCAGCAACACAGACACUGAGGUUGCCAUGGCAUUGCUGUUUGAAACUCUCCUCCGAAGUUCCCUAGCUACCCAUCACAUGUUGCAGCUGGUACUCAGCUCUGGUCUGGAUGUCUGUGGACUCCGCCUGCUCUAUCCUCAGCAUGAUGUGCUGCUCUCUAGCUCAGAAAAACUGCCUUCUUCCUAUGCUUCAGAGACGGGCAUGGUGCCACCAGUGCUGGCUUUGGGCGUGAGAGGGCCUAAAGCACGUAGCGCCUUGCAGAAUAUCAUGGGGCCGUCCGACCCGCAGCUGGCUGGCGUGACAGACUGCACUUCCAUCAAUGCCAUCUACUGCAGGAGCCAAGCAGAGCCUCUCGUCUACCUGCCCCAGCUGGACAGCCGCGUGCACAGGGAGCUGUGCCUCUGGUUCGGAGGGAGGGCUGCUCAUGCAGCACUGCAUGGUGGUGUCCUAGAUCCAGCUUCCAGAUGCAACAGAGUGAGGUCUCAGAGUCCUUCAUCAACUAGAGCAGAAGCAGAUGAAGAAAACAUUCAUCUCCAGGACAUGGCGCAACCUCGACCUCCAGCGAUGCUUGUCUCAACUUCCAAAGGGGACAUUAUUUUGAUGGUGUCGCCUGUGGUAUCUCCUCAUGCAUGUGGUAAUGUGAUCUCAGUCUGUACUCAUCGGGGGUUUCUUCUGCAAGGAAUCAGACGGCUGCAGCUUUCACCCAAGCAAGCCAUUGUGCUGAGCAUGACAACAAGUCAGAUUGCUGUAUUUUGCCCUAGAAAGAUUUCAAGUUCACCUGUAAAUAGUUCUGCAAGAGGAGAGCUUUCUGCUGAGCCACGCACACACAGUCUCAUUUUGUUGCUGAGAAAGGAGAACGCUAGUCACCAUAUUCCUGCACUGGUAAAAGGACUGAUGAAUGAACUGGCAAAGCAAGGGCUCCUUGGUGACAAGCAGAGCAACCUGCCUGCCACUGCUGGGCUGGAUCCCUCUGUGUGCUUUCAUGUGGCUCCUUACACCGAGACCUUGCUGCAGGCACUGGGAGGAAACCUCAGUGCAGUGCCAGACCCCUGUAACAUUCCUCUGUAUCUUUUCUGCAAUCGAAUAUAUGCCUCUGAACCUGAAAUGGAGCAGGUUGUCAUGCUGACACUGAUCGGAGUGGAUGCUCUGAAGAGUGCUGGAGAGCUUCUUUGCCAGAUCCUUCUUCCUGGGAGCAGUAACCAGUCUCAGAAUGCAGAAGGACCUGAUUCAGGAUUCGAACUUCUAGGUCUCAAAUGGUUGCCCUAUCUCACUCGAUGUCAGGCAAAAGAAAUAACCCCUUUUGAGGUUGGAGAUACUUCCUGGCAAAGAAGCCUUGAUAGACUCAUGUCAAACCCAGUCCUUGUGUGUGCAUUACGGCGGAUCAAUGCCUUCGAAGUUCUUGCAGACACACUGGAACUAUUAACACAGCACAGGGAGGAGCUAAGCAAAAGUGGGAGUGCUCUACAGAGAGUAAUGGCCUUGACCCCAGAGAUGACGUUCAGACAAGCCGUCCUCUUCUUCACAGAGAAGGAUUUUGUAACUAAUGCAGAGUACCGCCCUGCUACAAAAUACCUGCCACCACCUAGAAAAAAAUCCAGGGCUGAAGCAGAAAAGAGCCAGAGAUGCCGUGAAGAAUCACUGUUUACCUACUUGCAAACAGGAGCUCAGAUCCUUUGCACAGUGCUGCUGAUCAAACCUGGUGCCUGGAGCCAUCGUCUUGCAAGGAUCCUCCAAAAAAUAGGCCUAGAAAAAUUCACUGUGGUUGCGAUGAAACAUGUACACCUGGAACCAGACAUUGCCUUAGGACUCCUUUCUUCUGAAGUGAAGCAGGAUCCUGCUGUUUUAGAAGCUCAUUGUACCUACCUUACCUCAGGCACUUCUCUCGUGCUUUGUCUUCAAAGACCAAAUGCUGUGAAGAAGCUGAUAGAUUUACUGGGGCCGGAGGAUCCUAAAGUGGCCCAAGCAUUAGAUCCAUUCCUCUGGAGGGCUCAGUAUGGCAUCAGCACAGUCCAAAAUGGAUUUUAUGGCUCCAAAUCCUAUCAAAUAGCUGUCCGGGAUAUGAAGCUGUUUUUCCCAGAAGGGCUGUGCUGCGCCGAGUGUCAGACAUUAGAGGAGGAAGAGAUCUAUAACCUGAAACGUGACCCCAUAGUUGGUUUGGAAAUCAACAAGCAGCGCAAAAUCAUAAAACAUGAAUCGGGAGAGCGGCUCAAUUUAUUGGGCUCUGGGCAACCAUGCGAUCUUGAUCGGCCAUUGUCUGAUAACCUCUGCCAAACCACUUGCCUCGUCUUGCCUGGGAUCAUCCUUCGGGGGUCAGACCCACCUUAUGUUGAACUGCUUGAUCAGCUUAUUGGCAAAGAUUUCACAAUGACUGGAGUACGCCUCACUGUCCUGGACGCACCACAAGCUCAUUGCAUCUCUGAGAUACUAAGCAGGGCAAAGUGCAGUGUUGCAGCAAAGUGUUCCCUUUUAAUGGACGGUUUGUGUCUGGUGUUAGCAGCAGAGCGAGACAAUGCGGUCAUUUGCUUCGACUCCCUGCUGGACAGUGUCUGUUGGCAGAAGCAGUCGCUGCUGGACACUGCACAGCAUCUCCUUUAUCCUCAAAAUGAGAAACAGGCUAAAGAGCUGCUCUGUUGCCUUUUUGACUCCCUGACGUCUGACAGCAUCCACCGCAUCGAAUCCCAGGACCGCUAGCCGAGAUGGUCAGUGCCGCCAAGCAGCACGGGGGUGGAUGCCGUUGUGUGACAAACUGAGGUAACGUCUGUGACACUACAGCCUCUCCUACGGGAAGAAGGUCCGAAACCCGACAGCCGAGGGAAGUCGAAAUAAAAACCUGACAAACCGACCGAGGUGGCGACCACGGUGCCCGCCCCGCGAGGGACGCCCCGGGGAGCCCUGGGUUCCUUACCUACAUUAUUGCACGAAAGAUCGAGGACAUCGAGGGACCUAAGGCAAAAAGGAGAAAAAAAACCGCGCCUAACAUCUCUAAA
Anas platyrhynchos (mallard) is the source of this 6768-nucleotide messenger RNA. It is a transcript of the gene DNAAF8, whose product is annotated as dynein axonemal assembly factor 8. Lineage: Eukaryota; Metazoa; Chordata; Aves; Anseriformes; Anatidae. The record is from RefSeq and is a predicted model, not a curated record. Gene Ontology annotation, cellular component: dynein axonemal particle. Gene Ontology annotation, molecular function: dynein complex binding.